This is a messenger RNA of Pediculus humanus corporis (human body louse), 1935 nucleotides long. Its product is annotated as lin-9, putative. Gene Ontology annotation, cellular component: transcription repressor complex; nucleoplasm. Lineage: Eukaryota; Metazoa; Arthropoda; Insecta; Psocodea; Pediculidae. The transcript has 10 exons. The coding region runs from base 1 to 1935 and encodes 644 amino acids. The record is from RefSeq and is a predicted model, not a curated record. Gene Ontology annotation, molecular function: DNA binding. Gene Ontology annotation, biological process: DNA-templated transcription; regulation of transcription by RNA polymerase II; regulation of cell cycle.
AUGAAAGAAGUUGACACGACUCGAAAAAGUAGCAGAUUACAAAAUUCAAGAUUAGGGAAACAUGUUAACAAUGUUUCCGGAACGGAAUUAAAAAAGUGUACAAAGAAAAAAAAGUCUGAUUUAGGCUCCGAUAGUGAAAUUGAAAAAAUUUCUAAAAAAGUUAAUAAAAUGCCUAAAAGAUCGAAAAUAGAUCAUUCUCAUAAAAGAGGUAAUAAGAAAAUGAGCAACAAUGCCAUAAAUGAUAAAAAAAUGUCUUCUAACGAGGAAGAAAACGAAGAUGAGGAUGAAGAUGGAGAUGUUGAAGAUGAAGAAGAUGAAGGUAAAAAAUCGAGAAAAAGUUCUGAAAGCAACGAUUCAAAAUUUAGUCCAGCCGUUUUAGGAUUACUUAGGGUGGGAGACAAUUUUCCGAAAAAAGAAAAAAAAGAACCUGUUUUAUUAAAUAGAAGAGGAAUGCCUCCUAGAAUUAGAAAGAAAAAUAGAUUGUUUUUCGAUGAAAGUGUUAUUAAUCCUUUAAUGCCAAAGCAAAGAAGCAAAAAAGAUCAUUCUGCUAAAGCGAAAGAGAAAAAUACUACAGCUAAAAAUAAAGUUAAAAUAAAAGUUGAAAAGAAAGAGGAAGUGGAUCAGAAGCCUCAACCUACGGUAACUGAUAUGAAAGCUGGUCAAAAAAUCGGUAUGAGAUUGCGAAAUUUGUUGAAACUUCCCAAAGCUCACAAAUGGGUUUGCUACGAAUGGUUUUACAGCAAUAUUGAUAAGGUAUUAUUUCAAGGGAAAAACGAUUUCAUGAUUUGCCUUCAAGAAUCAUUUCCUCAACUCAAAACAACUUCUUUAACAAGAACCGAAUGGUGUCAAAUCAGAAGGCUGAUGGGAAAACCCAGACGUUGUUCACAGGCAUUUUUCGAUGAAGAAAGGCAAGAACUGGAAAGGAAAAGAACUAAAAUUCGACAGCUUCAACAAAGGAAACUAUCAGAUUUAUCAAGUUGUAAAGAUUUACCCGAUAGAGUUCCUUUACAAUUAACAGUUGGACGAAAAGUUACGGCUCGAUUAAGGAAACCACAGGAUGGACUUUUCACGGGUACCGUUGAUGCAGUAGAUACGAGUAAUAAUACUUAUCGUAUAACAUUUGAACGACCUGGACUCGGAACGUACUCGGUACCAGACUACGAAGUUUUAUCUAACGAAGAGCCGGAUAUGUUUUCCCUUAGUACAUUCAAUAAAAGAUUUCAUAAUCAGCCUAGGUAUUUACCAUCGACGAGAAGUCAAUUGAUUGAAAUAAAAAGCGAAGCCAAAGUUGAUGCCUCACGAUCUAGUUUAGGACAAUUUCCUCUUGCAUUUCUCGAAAUGAUAGUUACUAUAUCGAAAAUAUUAACCGACAAAAAAAAAAUGGUACAAAAAUUAAAGGAAUUAAAUGCGGAAGCGGAAAGGCGUACAAGUUACGGUCAAGAUUUCACGGAGGAUUUUCAAAGAAGAUACGCGACUCUCGUUAUCGAAUUAGAAUUUUUAAACAAGCAUUUGGAAAGGUAUUUAGCGAGCGUACAAAAAUAUUGUCACGAGAUUGCUCCAGAACAAAGUUCAAUAGCAAUGUUGACGCCGUCAUAUUUAAGAGAUAAAAGUAAUGGAGAAGCGAGAGCUUUAGUAGAUAAUUAUUUUCAUCAACCGGAUAAAGAACCCAUUCGUAAUAAAUUUUUGAUCGAACUCGUCACGGAUUUAGUCGCUUUAAUGAUUCAAGUUAAGAGUUUAUCAGACUCGGAUCAAAAUGCCCACGAAUUAACGGUUUUGAAACAAUCGAUGGCUCACAUAAAAAGAAGAAUAUCUCCCGGAAAUCAACUCGUGUUCCAAAACAGCGUUGAAAUACACAUGCAAUACAUGGAAAGCGGUUUGGGUCAACACGGGACUUUAGCACCUUUUUUUCAACAAACGCGACCGCCGACUAAAUAA